Messenger RNA from Myotis lucifugus (little brown bat), 3502 nucleotides. It is a transcript of the gene SND1, whose product is annotated as staphylococcal nuclease and tudor domain containing 1. Bases 226 to 2985 code for a protein of 919 amino acids. NCBI's taxonomy places the organism in Eukaryota, Metazoa, Chordata, Mammalia, Chiroptera, Vespertilionidae. Gene Ontology annotation, cellular component: nucleus; cytosol; RISC complex. The record is from RefSeq and is a predicted model, not a curated record. Gene Ontology annotation, molecular function: RNA binding; nuclease activity. The transcript is spliced from 24 exons. Gene Ontology annotation, biological process: regulatory ncRNA-mediated gene silencing; mRNA catabolic process.
AACGUGUGGCGGCGGCGGAGAUCGCGUCUCCUUUUUCGAUCCCAGUCCCGCUGCUGCUGUUGCUGCUGCUGCUGCUGCUGCUCCUGCGAGCGUCCGGCGCGUCGGUCGCGUUUCUCGUCUGCAACUCGCCGCCAGCUCGCUCCUCGCUCAGCGGCCUCUCACCAGCACCGACAUCCACAUUGACACCUCCGAGCCGGCUCUCUCGCUGUCUUUCCAUCUCUACACAUGGCUUCCUCCGCACAGAGCGGCGGCUCCUCCGGGGGACCCCUGGUCCCCACCGUGCAGCGGGGCAUUGUCAAGAUGGUCCUGUCAGGGUGUGCCAUCAUUGUCCGAGGGCAGCCUCGUGGUGGGCCUCCUCCUGAGAGACAGAUCAACCUUAGCAACAUUCGAGCUGGAAACCUUGCCCGCCGGGCGGCUGCAGCACAACCAGAUGCAAAAGAUACGCCUGAUGAGCCCUGGGCAUUUCCUGCUCGAGAGUUCCUUCGGAAGAAGCUUAUUGGGAAGGAAGUCUGUUUCACGAUAGAAAACAAGACUCCCCAGGGACGAGAGUAUGGCAUGAUCUACCUUGGAAAAGAUACCAAUGGGGAAAACAUUGCAGAGUCUCUGGUUGCAGAGGGCUUGGCCACCCGGAGAGAAGGCAUGAGAGCUAAUAAUCCUGAGCAGAACCGGCUUUCGGAGUGUGAGGAACAAGCGAAGGCAGCCAAGAAAGGGAUGUGGAGUGACGGGAAUGGUUCACAUACUAUCCGGGACCUCAAGUAUACCAUUGAGAACCCAAGGCACUUUGUGGACUCACACCACCAGAAGCCUGUUAAUGCUAUCAUCGAACACGUGCGAGACGGCAGUGUGGUCAGGGCCCUGCUCCUCCCAGAUUACUACCUGGUUACCGUCAUGCUGUCAGGGAUCAAGUGCCCAACUUUUCGACGGGAAGCAGAUGGCAGUGAAACACCAGAGCCUUUUGCUGCAGAAGCCAAAUUUUUCACCGAGUCUCGACUGCUUCAGAGAGAUGUUCAGAUCAUUCUGGAGAGCUGCCAUAACCAGAAUGUUCUGGGUACCAUCCUGCAUCCAAAUGGCAACAUCACAGAGCUCCUCCUGAAGGAAGGUUUUGCACGCUGUGUGGAUUGGUCGAUUGCAGUGUACACUCGGGGAGCGGAGAAGCUGAGGGCAGCUGAGAGGUUUGCUAAGGAACGCAGGCUGCGGAUAUGGAGAGACUAUGUGGCUCCCACUGCUAACUUGGACCAAAAGGACAAGCAGUUUGUUGCCAAGGUGAUGCAGGUGCUGAAUGCUGAUGCCAUUGUUGUGAAGCUGAACUCCGGUGACUACAAGACCAUCCACCUGUCCAGCAUCCGACCACCGAGGCUGGAGGGGGAGAACACACAGGAUAAGAACAAGAAACUACGUCCUUUGUAUGACAUUCCCUACAUGUUUGAAGCCCGGGAAUUUCUUCGAAAGAAGCUUAUUGGGAAGAAGGUCAAUGUGACUGUGGACUACAUUAGAGCAGCCAGCCCAGCCACAGAGACGGUGCCUGCCUUUUCAGAGCGUACCUGUGCCACUGUCACCAUUGGAGGAAUAAACAUUGCCGAGGCCCUUGUCAGCAAAGGUCUAGCCACGGUGAUCAGAUACCGGCAGGAUGACGAUCAGAGAUCCUCUCACUAUGACGAGCUGCUUGCCGCAGAGGCCAGAGCUAUUAAGAAUGGCAAAGGAUUGCAUAGCAAGAAGGAAGUGCCUAUCCACCGUGUCGCAGACAUAUCUGGGGAUACCCAAAAAGCAAAGCAGUUCCUGCCCUUUCUCCAGCGGGCAGGUCGUUCCGAAGCUGUGGUGGAAUAUGUCUUCAGUGGAUCUCGUCUCAAGCUAUAUUUGCCAAAGGAAACUUGCCUUAUCACCUUCUUGCUUGCAGGCAUUGAAUGCCCCAGAGGAGCCCGAAACCUCCCAGGCUUGGUGCAAGAGGGAGAGCCCUUCAGUGAGGAAGCAACGCUUUUCACCAAGGAACUGGUGCUGCAGCGAGAGGUGGAGGUGGAGGUGGAGAGCAUGGACAAGGCCGGCAACUUCAUCGGCUGGCUGCACAUCGACGGCGCCAACCUGUCCGUCUUGCUGGUGGAGCACGCACUCUCCAAGGUCCACUUCACUGCGGAGCGCAGCUCCUACUACAAAUCCCUGCUGUCUGCCGAGGAGGCCGCCAAGCAGAAGAAGGAGAAGGUCUGGGCACACUACGUGGAGCAGCCUGUGGACGAGGUGCCACCCGUGCCGGAGGAGAAGGAGCGCUCAGCCACCUAUAAGCCGGUGGAGCGCUCAGCCACCUAUAAGCCGGUGUUUGUGACCGAGAUCACUGAUGACCUGCACUUCUACGUGCAGGAUGUGGAGACAGGCACCCAGCUGGAGAAGCUAAUGGAGAACAUGCGAAAUGACAUCGCCAGCCACCCUCCUGUCGAGGGCUCCUACGCCCCGCGCCGGGGAGAAUUCUGCAUUGCCAAAUUUGUGGAUGGAGAAUGGUACCGGGCCCGAGUCGAGAAAGUCGAGUCUCCUGCCAAAGUGCACGUCUUCUACAUUGACUACGGCAACAGAGAGAUCCUGCCGUCCACCCGCCUGGGUACCCUGCCACCUGCCUUCAGCACUCGUGUGCUGCCAGCUCAAGCCACGGAGUAUGCCUUCGCCUUCAUCCAGGUGCCCCAAGAUGAGGAUGCUCGAACAGACGCCGUGGACAGCGUGGUGCGGGACAUCCAGAAUACCCAGUGCCUGCUCAACGUGGAGCACCUGAGCGCCAGCUGCCCCCACGUCACCCUGCAGUUUGCAGACUCCAAGGGGGACGUGGGGCUGGGCUUGGUGAAGGAGGGACUGGUCAUGGUGGAGGUGCGCAAGGAGAAGCAGUUCCAGAAAGUGAUCACAGAAUACCUGAACGCCCAGGAGUCAGCCAAGAGCGCCAGGUUGAACCUGUGGCGCUACGGAGACUUCCGAGCCGAUGACGCAGAUGAGUUUGGCUACAGCCGCUAAGCAGGGAAUCGGGUCCGGCCCCAGCACCCCUCACACAGUACCUCUUCCUCUGCCAGGAGGGUGUUUCCGCUCCAGACCCAGAUCGGGGCGUAGAGUGGGUCCAGCUUUGCUUCAGUGUGUGGAAAUGCCUUGCAGGGCAGCAUCUGGGCUGGGGGUGGGGUGCAGGGAGCCUGAGGCUCUCAGGAGCCUGUCUUCUGAGAUGAUGGGCGCUGCUGUCCAGUCUCUCCCAGCUGAUUUCCUGUUUUUAUUUGGAUGGGGGGGUUGUGGUUUUUUAAAAAUUGUCCUCAAAUCAGGAAGAAACAUGAAAGACUUCAUGCUAAUGGGGGUGUGAUCCUGGCACUGGAGGCCUGCUGCCAGAGAGCACCCCACUUCUAUCCCAGACUGCCUUUCUUCCCAGCUCUGUCCAGCUGUUGAUCAUGUGAUUUCUCUGAUAUGUCCAUUCUCAAAUGCCAGCGCGCCUCUCCUUUUCUGUAUUUAAAGCUUUUGAGGCCCAAUAAAAUAGUACAUGCUGUCUGCA